CGAGUGUGACAGGUCCUCCCAAGAGGCAUGAGGCUAGGACCAAGUCCAGUCUGGGGAAGUCGGGGAAGUCCCUUGGGCCAUGGCUGAGCUCAGAAGUGGGGAACUGAAAGUGGCUGGAACUUGGGGAGCCUCCUGCUACACCCAAACCCUACCCCUGGAAGUAAAACAAGAAUUUCGGUCAUGCCCACCAGCUUGAAGGCUGCAUCCCAGCCACUCUCCCCACCCUCCCUGUGGAGCAUUUUCGCUGACCCUGCUGAGAGACCUGCACUCUUGGGGUGCUGGGCUCUGAGAGGGGAGAAGGGCCCUCUCUCUACAGUGACAAAGGAGCAGGGCUGCAAACCACCUACUUCCCAACAGCUGGAAGCCCCACACACUCAGGCCCCGCCCUCUGCAAUCACCCCUGGCACACCCUGGACCCCCAGCCCCAGUGACCAGGCUCUGCCUGAGUGCCCUCCAGGCACUCCACGCAAGCCUGCUUUAAACGGAUGAGUUCACCUGGGCAAGGACCCCAACUGCAAAUCCACUAUGGGGCAAAUCAGUGGCCCUUUGUUUCUGCCACGCAGUAAAGAGCCACUUGCUGACCAGCACACUGAAGCCCCCACCCCACCUUGGUCCCUUCUCAGGUGAUGGUGGCUCUGUCUUUCCAUCACCUGGGCCAAAUUGUGAGCCAUCCUGGUUUGCCCACACACACUGUGAGCCAUGCUGGUCUUCCAUACACACCAUGAGCCAUCCUGCCCACCCACCCCCCAUGCACUGUGAGCCAUGCUGGUCUUCCAUACACACCAUGAGCCAUGCUGGUCUCCCCCCACACACUGUGAGCCAUGCUGGUCUUCCAUACACACCAUGAGCCAUCCUGCCCACCCACCCCCCAUGCACUGUGAGCCAUGCUGGGCCACCCCCACUUCCAUGGUGUCAGCUCCACCCUACUUCCUGCAGUGGCCCCCUGACUGUCUCCCCUCUCCUGCCUUCAGCCCUCACCCUGCAGUCUCUGUCCUUGAUCCCCAUACAGCCCAUUCUCAACCCCGCAGCUGUGAGAACAUGGCUCCUGCCACCCCUGUAGCAGCCUGGACACAGUGCUAGAGAGUAUGGGUGAGAUGCUCUAGGCCUUGUCUGGCAGCUGCCCUCCUGGCUCCAGUGAUGGUUAGGCUGGUCGACAGGGUGCCUGAACGGUGGUUUUUAAUAAGAAGGUACUUUCCACUCCUUUCCCUCCAGCCCCUAGCUGAGGGCUCACUCUCACCUCCUUGGUGAGGACCUGCCUCACCACCUUCCUGGCCCCUCCAAGACCCCUCCCUGCCUCACUAAUACUCUUGAUUCCCCUACUUAAUUUUUUCCAUCGUGCUCAUCACAUUCUAAAUACUAUUAAAUUUCCUUUUUACCCCGGCCUGGAACAUAAGCUCUGGAUGGUAGGGACUGUGCUCACUGCUGGAGCCCAAGUACCUGGAACAGUGCCUGCCGCACACAGUAGGGGCCACUUAUGCCCAGUGCAGUGCUUUUCCAGACAAAGGCUAUGCUACAUCCUGUUCUGCGCCUUAGAAACUUAGCAGCGCACUCUUGAGGGUCUCUAACUGGCAGAGCAGGGGCUUGCGGUAGUUAUUUCCACAGACUGAUGGUUAUUGCCGGGUUGGCACUUCCAGAAUGAUGCAAAACCAUACCGACUAAGUAUCCAAGGUCACAUGCUGAGGCCCCUCCUGGUUGGUUCGUCGGGGUGGGAGGGUGUAGGAUGGGAGGGCCUCAGGCCUUUGGAGACAGCCGGGCUGACCUCCCAAAGCCUGAAUCACCACACCCUUCUGAGAGUCAUCUUUCGGACAUCUCCUAACAAAUCUUUCGGACAUCUAACAGAAAUCUUGCGGACAUCUCCUAACAGAAAGCGAGAACCCGUCUUCUGUCACCAUGAACCUUGAUAUCCAGUGUGAGCACCUGAGUGACACGCAGUGGAAGGAGCUCCUGCCCCGGAUCCAGCAGGUCGAGGUUAUCAGGCUGGAUGACUGCGGCCUCACGGAGGCCCGGUGCAAGGACAUCAGUUCCGCCCUCCAGGCCAACCCAUCUCUGACAGAGCUCAGCCUGCACAACAGCGAGCUGGGUGAUGCUGGAGUCUGCCAGGUGCUGCAGGCCCUGCAGGGCCCUGCCUGCAAGAUCUGCAAGCUGAGCCUCCAGAACUGCUCCCUGACGGCGGCCUGCUGCACGGUGCUGCCCGGGACGCUGCGCUGGCUGCCCACCCUGCUAGAGCUGCGUCUAAGUGACAACCCCCUGGGCGACGAGGGGUUGCAGCUGCUCUGCGAGGGGCUCCGGGACCCCCAAUGCCACCUGGAGAGGGUGCAGCUGGAGUACUGCAACCUGACUGCUGCCAGCUGCGAGCCACUGGCUGCGGUGCUGCCGGCCAAGCUGGGCCUCAGGGAGCUCGUGCUGAGCAACAACGACCUCGGUGAGGCGGGUGUCCAGGUGCUGUGCCGCGGCCUGCUGGGUGCCACCUGCCCACUGGAGACGCUCAAGCUGGCAAGCUGUGGCGUCACGGCGGCCAACUGCAAGGACCUGUGCAGCAUCGUGGCCACCAAGGACUCGCUGCAGGAGCUGGACCUGGGCGAGAGCAAGCUGGGUGACGCGGGCAUGGCUGCACUGUGUCCCGGGCUUCUCAGCCCCAGCUCCAAGCUCAAGACCCUGUGGCUCUGGGAGUGUGACAUCUCUUCCGAGGGCUGCAGGGAGAUCAGCCAGGUCCUGCGGGCUAAGGAGAGCCUGAAGGAGCUCAGCCUGAUGGGCAAUGAGCUGGGGGACCAGGGUGCACGGCUGCUGUGUGAGGCCCUGCGGGAGCCGGGCUGUCGGCUGGAGUCACUGUGGGUGAAGGCCUGUGGCUUCACGGACGCCUGCUGCCCAGACUUCAGCACGAUGCUGGCCCAGAACAAGUUCCUCCUGGAGCUGCAGCUGAGUAAUAACAAGCUGGGGGACACGGGUGUACAGCAGCUCUGCCAGGGCCUGAGCCAGCCCGGGGCCACUCUGCAGAUGCUCUGCCUGGGUGACUGUGAUGUGACAGACAGCGGCUGUACCGCCCUCGCCUCGCUCCUGCUCUCCAGCCGCAGCCUGCGUGAGCUAGACCUCAGCAACAACUGCAUGGGUGAUGCGGGCGUCCUGCAGCUGGUAGAGAGCCUCAGGCAGCCGGGCUGUGCUCUGCAGCAGCUGGUCCUGUAUGACACCUACCUGAGCGAGGCGGUGGACGACUCCCUGCAGGCCCUAGAGGAGAGCAAGCCUUCCCUGAGGAUCAUCUCCUGAGGAGGGGCUCCCACUGCGGCCCCCGCAAACACGCUGUCCAGGAUGGUGUCUUGGUCUUGGCCGCCUGCGCUGCCGCUCGCCCCAGGGCACGCUCUCAGCUCUGAGUGUCCUUCCUCGGUUUGACUAAAGGGAACUUCCUAAUUGACUUAUUUCCGUGGGAAAAUCUUAGACACUUUAUACUAAUAAAAGCGCUUUUUGGCA
This is a messenger RNA of Loxodonta africana (African savanna elephant), 3462 nucleotides long. RefSeq names its product ribonuclease/angiogenin inhibitor 1 (gene RNH1). Gene Ontology annotation, molecular function: protein binding. The record is from RefSeq and is a predicted model, not a curated record. The transcript has 10 exons. NCBI's taxonomy places the organism in Eukaryota, Metazoa, Chordata, Mammalia, Proboscidea, Elephantidae. Gene Ontology annotation, cellular component: cytoplasm. The coding region runs from base 1891 to 3261 and encodes 456 amino acids.